Molecule: messenger RNA, 1592 nt
Organism: Linum tenue
Lineage: Eukaryota; Viridiplantae; Streptophyta; Magnoliopsida; Malpighiales; Linaceae
Source: the annotation of a GenBank genome assembly
UAUCCUAAAUCUCAUUUCCCCGUCCUUGUUGUUUCCUGAGACUUUUGUAACCACUUCUUUUGGUAAUGAAUGAACGUUCUCUCGAUAAAAAAAAAACAACCCCUAUAUGAAUAUCAUACCGGCGGUAAAGUUCCAGCCCUACUAGUGAAGAAAUGAAAUUCACAUAAGUGGGAAUCUGCUGACUGACGGGAAAAGAACAGUGGAUUCUCGGGCUCCGCAUCUCUCUCUCCACCCUCCUCAAGUCGUCCAUCCCCAAAUCGCGCGCCCGCCAAUUUCAAUCCCACGGCCCAUCCACCCUCGACGCACGCCGUGGCUGACGGUGGUUAUUCCAUCACCUCCCACCACCGACGUCUCCGUCUUCGUCUUCUCCCUCUACUUUCGCCACUCCCUUAGCUCGAGGUAUCGUGACAAACGGGGAGAGAAACAUAAAGAGAGAAAUGGCAUCAUCCGCCCACCAAAUCGAAUCGGAUUCUCACUCCCUCGUUUAACCCCUCCACUCCACCACCACCUCCCACUCUUCAAUCUCUCCCCAAAUCGAAUCGAUCAGCUCCUUCCCCAUCUUUCGCUGCUUCCCAAUUUCUAUCUUCUACAACUUCAUCCCCUUCUGAUACCAAUUCCUGGUUAGUGAGAUGGCUGGAGAAGGAUCGGUGUUCGCUCCGUCACUGGAAGGGAUGAAGCAUGUCAAGUCGGAGCAAGGGGAAAUGCUCACCAAGCCCUUUCUGGAUGUCUGCAAAUUGAUCCUCCCCGUGAUCGAUAAGUUUGGAGCUGCUUUGGCGAUUGUGAAAUCUGAUAUUGGCGGCAAUAUCACGAGGUUGGAAACGAAGUAUUCAUCUGAUCCAACAAAAUACAAGCUCUUAUACAGUAUGAUCCAAGAGGAGGUUCAAGCCAAAACAGCAAAAGGAUCAUCGAGUUGCACUAACGGUCUACUUUGGUUAACCAGAGCUAUGGAUUUCUUGGUGGAAUUGUUCCGCAAUUUGCUUACACAUCAAGAUUGGACAAUGAGCCAAGCUUGUACAGAUUCAUACAGCAAGACUCUGAAAAAGUUCCAUGGCUGGCUUGCUAGUUCAAGUUUCUCGGUUGCAAUGAAACUUGCUCCUGACAGAAAGAAGUUCAUGGAUGUGAUAUCUGGAAAGGGUGACAUCAAUGCUGACAUAGAUAGCUUCUGUUCAACCUUUUCCCCAUUCCUUGCAGAGAAUCACAAGUUCCUGGCGAGUGUUGGCAUGGAUGACCUUAAGGCUUCCUAGAUUUGUCGGCAAAGCAAAAACUGAUAUGGUUGAAGCAUGAGUGACUUUACUUAAUCUGUUUUUCCUUCUAUCAUGGAGAGUGUUGAAGUUAGAUGCUUUGGAUGACAUGUUACACCAUAACAAAAGGUUUCACUAGCUUUAGCUUCAUCCUUGCUGUUAUAUGUUGAGGGGCACACAAAUAGCUGGAUACUGUUGGCUUCAGUUGAUACAUCAGAUGCCCGUUUAAAUAUUUGAUAUCGUUUCCUUGGUGCAUGAGUCCUGAUAUAUCAAGUUCCAGGGCAGAAUUGAGAUCAAAGGAUUAUUAUGAGGAAUAGCAGAUUGGGCAGCAUAAUUAUUUCUCUUUCUGCC